Molecule: messenger RNA, 2057 nt
Organism: Setaria italica (foxtail millet)
Lineage: Eukaryota; Viridiplantae; Streptophyta; Magnoliopsida; Poales; Poaceae
Product: UDP-glycosyltransferase 73C5
Exons: 1
Coding region: 355-1911 (518 amino acids)
Molecular function (GO): UDP-glycosyltransferase activity
Source: RefSeq, a predicted model, not a curated record
UGCCGUUUGCGUCUGCAGCAGAGUGCAGAGUUUGGCCUCCGCCGCAACGUCCCGUGCCGCCACCCGUCAGCUCAGAUCAAUCAAAUCCUGCGGCUCCCACUCCCAGACUCCUAACACAAACGCUACACUGAUCCCGUGAUCUGCCCUUAUCGCGUCGGCGCUCCUCGGCCAAUGGCCGCUUCCUCCCUCUAGGUCUCCUUCGUCGUGCACCUCACGUGUCCUUGCACGCGUCACGCCGUCAAACCUCGACCUUGCCGACCUCGCAGCCUCGACAAGGAGUCAGCCAUUGCGGCUAGCGCGAGAGCAGCAGAGAGGGUGACAGGGUGACAGGAGCGGACGGCCGCGCGCGCGGCGAUGUCGGGGCUCCACUUCCUGCUCGUGCCGCUGGUGGCGCAGGGCCACAUCAUCCCGGCGGUGGACCUGGCGCGCCUCCUCGCCGUCCGCGGCGCGCGCGUCACGGUGGUCACGACCCCCGUCAACGCCGCGCGCAACCGGGCCGCGGUCGAGGGCGCCAGGCGCGCGGGGCUCGACGUCGAGCUCGCCGAGAUCGCGUUCCCGGGCCCGGGGCUCGGGCUGCCGGAGGGGUUGGAGAACAUGGACAUGCUGGUGGAGAGAGAGCACUACAUGGCCUUCUUCCGGGCCGUCUGGAGGAUGGACGCGCCGCUGGAGGAGUACCUGCGGUCGCUGCCCCGCCGCCCGGACUGCCUCGUCGCCGACUCGUGCAACCCGUGGACGGCCGGGGUGUGCGCCCGCCACGGCAUCCCGCGCCUGGUUCUGCACUGCCCGUCCGCCUACUUCCUCCUCGCCACGCACAACCUGUCCAAGCACGGCGUGUACGACCGCGUCGCCGGGGAGCUGGAGGCGUUCGAGGUGCCGGGCUUCCCGGUGCGCGCCGUCGGGAGCAAGGCCACGUUCCGGGGCUUCUUCCAGUGGCCCGGCGUGGAGGGCUUCCAGCGGGACGUGGACGAGGCCGAGGCCACCGCCGACGGCCUUAUCCUCAACACGUUCCGCGACAUCGAGGGCACCUUCGUCGACGCCUACGCGGCGGUGCUCGGCCGGAGGACGUGGGCCGUGGGGCCCACGUGCGCCUCCGGCUUGUUGGACGCGGACGCCAAGGCCGGCCGGGGAAACCGCGCGGACGCGGACGCCGGCGGCAUCGUCCCGUGGCUCGACGCCCGGCCGCCGUCGUCCGUACUGUACGUCAGCUUCGGCAGUCUCGCGCGCCUGCCGGCGAAGCAGCUCAUCGAGCUCGGCCGCGGCCUCGAGGCGUCGGGGCGGCCGUUCGUCUGGGCCAUCAAGGAGGCCAAGUCCGACGCCGGCGUGCAGGCGUGGCUCGCCGAGGGGUUCGAGGAGCGCGUCGAGGACAGGGGCCUCCUCGUCCGGGGCUGGGCGCCGCAGUUGACCAUCCUCUCGCACCCGGCGGUGGGCGGGUUCCUGACGCACUGCGGGUGGAACGCGACGCUGGAGGCCAUCGCCCACGGCGUGCCAGCGCUGACGUGGCCCAACUUCGCCGACCAGUUCUCCAGCGAGCAGCUGCUCGUGGACGUCCUCCGCGUCGGCGUCAGGUCCGGCGUCAAGGUGCCCGCUUACCUACCGGAGGAGGCCGUGGGGGUGCAGGUAACGAGAGCCGGCGUGGAGAAAGCUGUGGCCGAGCUGAUGGACGAAGGCCCCGAGGGGGCCGCGAGGAGGGCCAGGGCCAAGGAGAUCGCCGCGAAGGCGAAGGCUGCCGUGCAAGAAGGCGGGUCGUCGUAUGACGACCUCAUCGACAUGAUCCACCACGUCGCGGAGCUCAGCAGGACGAAGAGCUACGAGAGGGACCCGAGCGCGAGGCCUCUGGCUUCUGCGCCGGAGCUUGGGAGCAAGAGCAAGAACAGCGAGGAGAUGGAAGCCUUCUUUUCAGUGCCGUCCUAAGUUAGCAUUGGAUAUGAGAUGGUUAGCUUGUAGAGUUGUCGUGUGUGAUGAUUGCAACAGAUGCAGUUUGUAUCAGGUGACUGAAGUGUAGUUUAAUCCAUGUAUGCAUGAUAAAGUAGAUAACUCGCACUGCAUUAUUGGACCUC